CAACACGUGAGAAUUUCCAGAAAGUUAUGAAUUAAUUAUAAUUCACGUUGGAUCUAUCAGUUUUUAGAUAAAUCGAUAAGCGAUAUUGUGAUCCUGUAGAUCGAAAGUGCACAAUUAAGAAAAAGCAUGUAAACAUAACCUGCGAAUUGCGGUUAUUCUAAAAACAAUGUAAAAAGAAAAAUUAAAAAAAAAUUUUAGAGAUUUGUUCAAUGUAUAUGAAUUUAUUAAAUUAUUUUAAUUUUAAAAAUACGAAAUGUUAUUUACAUUCGAGAGAUAUGUAAUUCGUGCCGGUACACGAUAUUUACGGCGAUGUUUUUCAAACGAUGUCGAAGUUUCGGCAAAUAAUCUGCAAGAAUUUACUCCGCAAUCCAAUAAGAAUUUCACGUUAGUACGUCGAGAAGAUCAGAAAUCUUUAAAGAUCGCCUUUUUAGGCGCACCGAAUGUAGGAAAAAGUACAAUUGUCAAUCAACUUAUUAAGAGAUCGAUAUGUCCUGUGUCUUCCAAAGUUCAUACUACACAAACCAAGGCAAAUGGAAUUUAUUGCGAAGCUAAUACUCAGCUGAUAUUUAUGGAUACACCUGGUAUGAUUUCCCCAACGGAAUUCAAGCGAUAUAAAUUAGCCAGCAGCUUCCGAACAGAUCCCAAAACUUCUUUGAAAGCAGCAGACAUUAUAGGAAUAGUACAGGAUGCAGAGAACAUAUAUACUAGACACAAGAUUCAUCCAAUUAUACUAGAAUUAUUAACUAAAAAUAUAAGAAAUACAAUUCCUAUAAUUCUAGUUAUUAACAAAGUGGACAGAGUGAAAAAGAAGGAAAUAUUAUUGGAUCUCGUGAAUACUUUAACUAAAAGCAAGCUAUCUCCAGAUUUCUAUGAUAUAUUUAUGAUAUCUGCUUUGACUGGAGAUGGUGUGGAUGAUUUGAGGACUUAUUUGUUAGACUCGGCUAAGCCGCGAGCUUGGGAGUAUGAAGAACAUAUUUACAGCGAUAAAACAUGCGAGGACAUAAUACAGCAAACAGUGCGAGCAAAGCUAAUGGACAGCCUACCAAAUGAGAUUCCUUAUCAAUUACAAGUGAAAUUGGAACAUUUUGAUCCAGGACCCGACGAUAAUAUUAAAGCAUUGUUGUCCAUUACAUGUCCCACUCCACGUAUCGCACGCUUGUUAAUGCGUGGCAAAACUAAAACUAAAAAAAUCAGUCAAAUUGCCCGGAUGGCAGAGGAAGAAUUACGGCAUGCUUUUCGAACAUCAGUGAUAUUGAGACUACACAUACAGUCUAAGACAUAAUUUGAUUUAUAUAUUUGUUAUGUGUAAAAUAAAGUUGACAAAUAAUCGAAA
Pogonomyrmex barbatus (red harvester ant) is the source of this 1333-nucleotide messenger RNA. RefSeq names its product GTPase Era, mitochondrial. Gene Ontology annotation, biological process: ribosomal small subunit assembly. Gene Ontology annotation, cellular component: mitochondrial matrix. Gene Ontology annotation, molecular function: rRNA binding; GTP binding; ribosomal small subunit binding. The record is from RefSeq and is a predicted model, not a curated record. Lineage: Eukaryota; Metazoa; Arthropoda; Insecta; Hymenoptera; Formicidae.